AUGCCUUUGAACAAACUAACCAGUGCUUAUCCUGGAGAGGUGCUCAUAAGGGAGAGAAAUAGAGAGAGACACAAAUCACCCCGGAAUAAAGAUGGCAGAGGGUCAGAAAAAUCUGUCACCAUUCAAGCUCCCACCGGAGAGCCCCUGCUGGCAAAUGAUUCUACUCGGACGGAGGAAGUUCAGGAUGACAACUGGGGAGAGACCACGACGGCCAUCACAGGCACAUCAGAGCACAGCAUUUCGCAGGAGGACAUUGCCAGGAUCAGCAAGGACAUGGAGGACAGCGUGGGGCUGGAUUGCAAGCGCUACCUGGGCCUCACUGUGGCCUCGGUCCUCGGACUUCUAGUGUUCCUCACCCCCAUUGCCUUCAUCCUGUUACCCCCCAUCCUGUGGAGGGACGAGCUGGAGCCUUGUGGCACCAUUUGCGAGGGACUCUUCAUUUCCGUGGCGUUCAAGCUCCUCAUUCUGCUCAUCGGGACCUGGGCGCUCUUCUUCCGCAAGCAGAGGGCCGACGUGCCGCGGGUGUUUGUGUUCCGUGCCCUUUUGUUGGUCCUCAUCUUUCUUUUUGUGGUUUCCUAUUGGCUGUUUUACGGGGUCCGCAUCUUGGACUCGCGGGACCGGAACUACCAGGGCAUCGUGCAGUACGCCGUGUCCCUGGUGGACGCCCUCCUCUUCAUCCAUUACCUGGCCAUCGUCCUGCUGGAGCUCAGGCAGCUGCAACCCAUGUUCACGCUGCAGGUGGUCCGCUCCACCGACGGCGAGUCCCGGUUCUACAGCCUGGGACACCUGAGGUAAGGGGCACGUCCGAGAGGCAGAAAGGACCGCUGACUGACAUCGUGCUGGCGGAUAGCACGUGAGGGGUGAGGACAGGUGCCAGGUGCCAGGACCGGGGUCUGACUCCCUUCUUCAGGUUUUGGGAGGAGCUCUGUGUGUGUGUGUGUGUGUGGAAGGGGGGUGUGUGUCCGUGUCCACUGACUUUCCUGACUGCUGGGUGGGGUGACACCGUUGGUGACUUCAUCCAGGUUGGAGUCUUAUUGGGCCAGCUCUCAAGCUUGGCAGCUCCCAAAAGUGGUGGAGGGGGGUGCAUUGUGAUGGCUGCUGGCCUUGCCGCUGAAAUUGGCCUGUGAACAGUGGACAAAGUGACCAGCCCCUCCAGUUUGCUCAGAAUGCUACAUCUGGUUUACAUCCUGGUCCUGGUAGGAUUGCUCAUCCUUCCUUUUUUUUCCCCGCUCUCAGAGGUGUCCUGGUUUAGGCGCUAAAUUACGUGGCCACCCUGGUGACCCUCAGUAAAGAAUCAAGUGCAGACUAGAGACCCCAAACUUUUGGAGAGUUGAGCGUUUUGGAA
Messenger RNA from Leptonychotes weddellii (Weddell seal), 1345 nucleotides. The record is from RefSeq and is a predicted model, not a curated record. NCBI's taxonomy places the organism in Eukaryota, Metazoa, Chordata, Mammalia, Carnivora, Phocidae.